This is a messenger RNA of Lytechinus pictus (painted urchin), 6619 nucleotides long. Its product is annotated as flavin-containing monooxygenase 3-like. Lineage: Eukaryota; Metazoa; Echinodermata; Echinoidea; Temnopleuroida; Toxopneustidae. The coding region runs from base 968 to 1921 and encodes 317 amino acids. Gene Ontology annotation, molecular function: NADP binding; N,N-dimethylaniline monooxygenase activity; flavin adenine dinucleotide binding. The transcript has 4 exons. The record is from RefSeq and is a predicted model, not a curated record.
GGGGCGUAAAAUAUAUUUUUCUUCACAUUUCCCAGAACUGCCGCCUCGAAGAGCUAAAUGCUGAAAUACUGAAAGUUUAAGUAACAUUUAGCUGUAAUUUUACUAAACAAACUUAGGUAUAUCAUAAGGUCUGAAUAGAUAAUGGUAGCGCGAAGCGCGAGAGGAUUUUUCGGAUAUUUUAUGCAAUCCUCGAAAAUUGAUUAUUCUAAGCAGGUUUUGUAGACCUAAUUAUAACAAUGGAACAGCCAAAUAUCUAAUGGAAGCGCGAAUCUAUUUUUUAUAGUAAGACAUUAAUAGAGAAAUUUUUUGAAAGGUUUCAGUGAUUUAUCCAUUGAUUGUGAAUAAUACAUAUCUCAGUAAUCCAACGGCGUGAGCUCGAAGCGCAAGCUUAAAAUUUGUGACGUACCGAAAACAGGAAAAUUUUACGAAAUAGGGACAUUUAAAGGACUUUUUAUGGAUUUAUGCAGGAAAUACAUAUAUCUUUAGUAUAAAAAAAUGUGAACACGGAGCGCGAGCAGAAAAUUUUCGAUAUCGAAAACUAUUUUUUUUAAAUUAUUGACAAGAUGCGUUUUAUACCAAUAAUGGAAAAGAGAAUCUGGAGCAGAAAUUUUACAAUUGAUGGUAUAUUUUGUGUUACAAGGGUCAGUUUCAUAAAGACUUGUUACAGUAACAAAAGCCCAAUUUCUAUAACAAAUUAACUAGCCAAUCAGAUAGAAGGAUUUCAAUAGCUUUUAACUGUUUGUGCAAAUUUCUUUUUAUAACUAGUUUUAGGAAACGGGCCCCAGGUCUGGAACUGUUAAUCUUUACAUCACAGAUAUAGUAGGGCGAAUCAAGAUCCGAAUGGCAAUUUAACGGAUUUUUUUUUCAAGGUUUGACAUUUCAUGCAACGAAAUUAAACGGUUCUGUCUCGAUCAAAGUCAUUGUUACGUCAUGAAUCCUUCUCAUUCUUCUCAAGACCUAUCUGAGCAUGCGGAAAGGGACGUGGGUCUUGCAACGGAUGGGACCGGACGGGAUGCCUCGUGAUAUGGCGGUCAAUCGGCGCAUCAACUUCUUCAUCCCAGAGUGGCUGCGGCGGAAGAACACCGUCGACCAUAUCUACUCCCGGAUUAAUAUGGACAAUCUUGGUCUCAAAUCUGUCAAGAAGAUGUUCUGCUCCGAGACUAUGGUCAAUGACGACAUCGGGACGAGGAUUCUUUGUGGUGCAGUGGUGUGUAAGACUGGUAUCGACCAUUUUACAAAGAGAGGCGUGGUCUUUACCGAUGGAACGAGCGUUGAGGAUCUGGACCUGGUGGUGUACGCCACGGGUUAUCAACUCAGAGCCCCAAUUGUGGACAAUGACAUCAUCAGUGACGGUGUGAAGGACUUGGAACUAUACCUUUACAUUUUCCCGCCCCGUCUUAAGCACCGAACAUUUGCGGCCGUCGGAUUCGUGGAAACGAUUGGAGCGCAUGCCCCGGUAUUUGAGAUGCAGGCUCGCUACGCCACGAGGGUAUUCAAGGGAUGCGCUACCAUCCCCCCGGAAGACGUCAUGAUCGCAGACAUCAAAAGGAAGAAGAACUUCAUGCAGAACCGGUUUGGAAAGCCCAAGAAUUUUUUCCCUCCUAUCCCGUAUCAGGACCUGUUGGCAGAUCGCAUCGGAGCCAAGCCCAAGCUCUGGCCCAUGUUGCUCAGUGAUCCAGUACUGGCCUACCGCACGUUCCUGGGACCGGCACUUCCCUACACAUUUCGACUCGUUGGCCCACACUCUUGGCCUGGUGCGCGUGCCGCCAUUAUGGACGUAUGGGAUACGACAUUCUAUGCCACCAAGACCAGGAUCGUCCCGAAGUCCAUCGGUGACCUCUGGGGUCUCGAUGUGGGUGCUCUUAAGAUUCUUCUUGUGGUCCUCUUUGCCUUGACCUUUUUCCUUUCUAUUCUUUGUUAAGUUGUAUUAAAUGUUUGCAUUCAUAAAUCGAGACGUCCAUGGAAUAUAUCAGAAUGAUAUUGAUUGAUAAGUCUAAAUGGCAUUUUAGGUAUAAGUGAACUACCUUGUCAACUAGAAAGAAAGAAACACAAGUGACGUUGAUUUAAACAAGAUAUAUCGGAAAUGGUAUGUUUUUUAUAUAUAUAUUUUGAAGUUUGUACUUUGCAUUAAUAUGUUUUUAAUACUUAUUUACUGAAGGGAACCUUUCUCAACAAGCUUUGCUUUCAAGAAGGUCCUUUAUGUUGUAGUAUAAUUCGCUUUAAUUUUGUUGGAAAAUUAAUCAAUCAAUUAAUGGUUGAGCUAUCGGAUCAAAAUAUCCUUUAUGUUUUCUUUGUUUGAGAGGAUGAGACCCCGUUUCGAACUUUCAAUUUCAUCUUCAUAAUCAUAAAUCAUUGUAUUGCCAGCCAGGAAAUAAUCAUUUGUCUGUUUGUCUACAAGUUGUCCUGAAACUAGUAUCUGCAGGACGAAAGCAUUGCAAACAUUGCAACACGUGACUGCACACUUUUAACCGUCGGCGAAGCAUCCGUCGCCUCCAGAACUCAGGGCCCAAUGCCAUGGGAACGGAACAAUUUUUUUUCCUGGGGGUGCUGAAGUAAAUUUGAAAAGCCCCCCAAAAAGUUUUCUAACAAAACGGAUAUCAAGUUGGUUCCCAUGAAUUUGAAAAGCAAAAAAAAAAAAAGGUUUUAAAUGAAAAAUGGAGGUCAAAUAGGUCCAGAGAUAUUUGGGGAAAAAAGGUUCAAUACAAAAUGAAGGUUAUUUUGGUUACAUUUUCCAUUUUAACACAUCUUCCAGAAUACCUGGGGUGCUGCCUAUGGAGAAUAAUACACGCAGCACCCCCAAGGAAAUUUUUGAAGGUGCUUCAGCAACCCCGCUUCCCAGGGCCAUGCAAAAACGAAUGAUCCGCAUCAUCGAAAAAAUAGGCCCCAAACUUAUCAAGUCCUGUGUUUUGAUGUAUGGAGAACCGCCGAAGGAGUUGCAUACGGAAUUAGCGUUGAGAAUCCAUUUAAAAUACUCGUCAAAUCGCAAUGAUCAGACCAGAGGUCAUUGUCGAAAGUUGGUGGACAGGUAAAGCAGAUCGUCUCAAGAUUCGAACGGGACAAAAAAAUGAAAAAAUUGUGGUUUGUCCAAAGUCCAGGACAACACUGCUGUUUUGAUUCACGGAUUUGCGACAAAGGCUGCUUUGUCAUGAAUGGCUUUCGACAAUAGAUUCCAAACAAAAAGUGUAUGCAAAGUGGUUGCAACUACCAUCCCUAUAUGACUAUUUGAAUAAUUUGUAUUCUACUAAGAAGUCACCAGAAAUUAUGAACAGUAAACAAAUUGUAACUUGCAUGGAUAUUUUUCGUGAGGCCAGCUAACACAGAGGAUAGCCACUUCCGUUAACUGGUCUACAAGCCAGCAUACUGCAAAAACUCCGGUGUUAAUUUAACACCAGCCCGGAAUCUAUUAUGUCCACAUCAGACAAGUAUUGAAAUAACUCCAGUUUGGAAUCAAACCGAUGCUGUUUUAAUACUAAUUGGUGUUGUAUAAACACCUAUCUCGUAUUAGACCAAAACGAAACUGGUGUUGUUUAACACUUAUCUGGUGUGGACAUAUAUAGAUUCCGGGCUGGUGUUAAAUCAACACCGGAGUUAUUUGCAGUGCAGUGCACAGUGACCUUGCUCUUCUCCAACACAUAAAUCCUGAGCGUCUAUUGCUAAAAUGCGGAUGAAGAUGUAACAUUCUGUAAGUCUAUUCCCCCUGGUUUAAAUCAGAAAUAUAUCUGAUGUGUAUUACUUACUCUUCUUCCCCUCUAUUCUGUCCUUAUCUACCUCACCCCUUCGUAUGUACCUGUUCAGGGAGGUAUAUUAAUCGUUGUUUUACUUGACAAUAUUUCAUAGUUCCAUAUAAUAAAAUACAAAAGAAAUAGUGAGUGGAUGACGUCAUCACCCUCCUCAUUUGCAUACCGAACAGGAUGUGCUUAUAACUGAUUUGUGAAAUUAAGCGAAACUUUAAAAUGUCAUAACUUUCUUAUUUUACAUCCAAUUUUGAUGAAAUGUUCAGUGUUAUGCUUGUUGGAUUUUUCUCUUUUUCUUCAAAUCAUCUUUUUGUUGGGGUGGACUUGUCCUUUAAUCUGCCAGGUUACCCAAAGUGUUUGUCUUUUUUAUUUGUAAAUAGUACAUUUAUAAUGUUUGAUUGCUAUAUCAUGUUAUCAUUGUUUGUAUUGUUAUAUUUGGUAAAUCCAAUGCAAUUCAGCCUAAUUGACUGCGAUAUGUGGAUAUUUUGAUAAAACCAUAAAUCAUUAACUUAUGGUAUGAUUCGACCAGAGGAUCGAGCCCUGACGGUCUGUUCAUGAGGCGGGCAUUCGGAGUCAACACUCCCUGUUCGAUACUAUUUUGAAUAAUUUUCAAAUUGUCACCAAGGUUACUGCUGAAUAUUAUUCUACAAACAAUAACAUAAAAUAUAGAUCACUUCACUGUUCAAAAUCGAGUGCUAAAUAGGCCUAUGAAUAAUUGUUACGGUAACGUAUGGAUAUGAACUGUAUAGUGCGAAGAAUGGCGUCUCUAGACGGUUUACAAAAACAACAAAGUGAAUAUAAUUUGAGUGUGAACGAGUAAUAUCUAAAUAUGGCAGUUUAUCUUGUGCAAUAUCAUGAACGUAUAACUUGUAUAAACAAAUGAAAUUAACCAAACAGUUUCCAAGUUUUUUUCAAUGUAUUCCAAGAGUAUGUAUACUGCUAUUUUGUAGACUAAAGACCAAGUCAUAUAUAAAUGAAUUGUUUCCAUUCCCGCUUUUUUGUGAAAGCGGAAUAACCAAUUACACGAUAACGCACACGUCGUUUAUACGAACAAAAUGGCGAUUCUUUAGAGUCAGAUCUUCAUGGAAAAAAGAACAGAUCUCUUUAGAUACUGUAACCAAAAAAAAUAGUUCGUGCUAACUUAAACUUGUCCGAAAUGUAAGACAUCAAGCAUAAUGUAUCAGAUAUAUACAGAGGCGUAAUCUAAGAAAAUCAUUGACUGUGGCAAAAAGUAAAGUUGCGCCCCUCUUAACUUUUAAUCUUUGCACUUCUUCCAUGGUUGGUCAUUGAACUUUAGUCUCACUUUCCUUUACCCCCCUGCCUUUAAACCCUAAAAAGUAGCAAUCGGGGUCCAUUACUCCUUGCAUAAUUUUAUGUCUCUGAGGCAGGGCCCUGAAAACGAUUUUCCUUUACUCUUGGGAUGCUGAUGUAAAUUUGACAAGCAAAAAAAAAAGGGUUUCACUACAAAAUAUAGGUAAUUUUGCCUACAUUUUUUCAAUUUGUGUAACACCUAUCCAAAUUUGGCGUGGGUGCUGCCUAUGGAAUAUAAUACACACAACAUCCUCGCUUUCCAGGGCCAUGCACUGAGUGUAGGCCUAUUUUAUAUGCGAACUAAAAAGGGGACAUUUUCCCUGACGAUAAGUUAGUUGUAAUAAAAACAGAAAUAGUAGAAAAUAUAUUCGUGAUAAUUUGAUGAAGACUUCUGAAAAUAUAAAUUUCUUAGGUAAGGUUUUUUUUGUGACGUCACCUGCGAGCGGCCUCCAUGUAUCAUGUGAAUUCCAUCCUUUUGAUUGAACAUGAUAGAUACAAAUAUUUUUCUUACAGAUGGGGGAAUGUAAUGCGUCUAAUAGUACAUCCCCAAUAUAUAACACUUUUUCAAAACUCGGUUAUUUUUUAAUCGAAUUUCCUCAAACUUUCACCACUAUUUUUCUCUAAAUUAUCUGCUUGCACUAAAACCAACGUAUAACCAGGAUGAACUCCCAUUUUAAAUUGAAUUACUUAUUAUUUAAAUCCUUGUCAAUUAUUUGGCACAUUAGGAUUCUGAGCAGUGUUCCUUCUUUAUAUGCAACACUUAAAGGGGAAUCCAGCCUUGGCCAUAAAAUGUUGUGUUGGGAAGGAGAAAAAUAAAUUAAACAGCAUUGUGAAAGUUUGAAAGGAAUCGGACAACCAACAAGAAAGUUAUAGCUGAUUUAAAUCUGAGAUCACAAAUACUAUGUAGAUUUCAAAUUGGCAACUGGGUAAGUAAAUUAUGACAAGGGGCAAGGACAACUUUCCCAUAGGCCAUGUACUUUAUUAUCAGGGAUUUGUGGUUUUCUCCUAAGUACCCAUUCCCCUGGGGCAGUAAUCUAAAUGUAACCCAGGUAGUAUAUUGUUUUAUGUCCUCAUGAAAGAAAAAUAUAAUUUGAAAUAAAACUUUUGGGUAAAAUUACAUUUUAGCCAUAAUAUGUAUUGGAGUACAUGGAAGAGUAGUCCUUGCCUUACAUCACUAUGACAUCCCAUAUGCGGCCAAUUUGAAGUCUCCAUGGGUAUAGUGAUUACCAAUAUUUACAACUUUUAAAAAUUCAUAACUUUCUUGUUGUUUGUCCGAUAUUGUUCAAUUUUUCACCUAUCAUCUUGUCUGAUUUUUCUUUUCCUUAUAAAAACAAAUUUUUAUUUGGGUUGGAUUCCCCUUUAACCUGUGGCAUUGAAUAUAGCCUAUGACGAGUCCGCCGGACGCCGUGUCGAAAGACAAAGUGUCCUCUCGGCCGGAUAAGCAAAUGAACAUAAUCGAAACAUUAAAAGACACAACACAUGAUAAUUUUUAAUUUUACCAAUACACUAUUUAAUGACAGAAAUACCUUUGCCAUAUUAUGAUACUUUUCUCGAAUAAAGUUCCAUCGCCAUCC